CUCGUGAAAGAACGGCUGCAUUGUAGGCGAGCGUCACCGAAUUUAGUGUUGCUUCGUGUAGCAACAGUAGCUUGUUCUCACUACUAAAAUUAGUGACCUAGAUUUUCACUAGCGAUGCGGUUAAAUGUUACGGGCGGGUGUGUAGAGGUAUCUCCCGUCUUCAUGUCAAGAAAAGAAAAGUCCUGGAGCUAACUCGCGGUUUACGGGGGCGUUCAGCCUGCAGCAGAACUUCUGCAAGGACUUUGUUCAGAGUUUAAAUUCACGCUAAAAUCGCCAAAAUGGAGAUUCACGAAGGAGCAGCAGCGACAGGCGACAGCGUGCUCGACUUCUCCCGUCUGAAUCUGAACACAUUCAGUGCUGACAGUGUGAGCGACGAGAGGAAAAGGGACACCAGACAGCUCUACCUGAACUACAACCGACUGAACUCGUUGCCUGCGUCGGUCAGCCUGUUCUGCAACCUCGAGUUUUUGGACAUUAGCAACAACGGACUGUCGGCCAUCUGUGAGAGCAUUACGCGACUGACCAGGCUGAGGACACUCAUCGCCAAGAACAACCGCCUGGACGAGUUUUCGCUGCCCAAAGAGUUCGGCUCUCUGCAGCUGGAGGUGUUGAACUUUAGUGGGAACCGAUUUGAGGAGAUCCCGCUCCAGUGUAUGAAACUGCUGCGUCUGCAGUCGCUUUCACUCGGCGGAAACAGACUGAAAAGUAUACCUGCAGAGAUAGAAAACCUAACCAGUUUGGAGCUGUUGUAUCUGGGUGGAAAUCACAUCACAGCCAUUCCUCCUGAAGUGGCUAACCUGCCCUACCUCAGCUACCUGGUCCUAUGUGACAACCGCAUCCAAAGUGUCCCCCCACAGCUCACCAGGCUCCACUCGCUGCGAUCUUUGAGUCUCCACAACAACUUGCUCACUUUCCUACCGAGGGAGAUCCUCAGCCUGGUGCACCUGCAAGAGCUCAGUCUCCGUGGCAACCCGCUGGUGGUGCGCUUCGUCAAGGAGAUGACCUACGACCCCCCGUCACUGCUAGAGUUGGCAGGACGUACAGUCAAGAGCCGAAAUAUUCCCUACUCCCCCCACGACCUGCCGUCAAACCUGCUGCGCUACCUAGACCUGGCCAGCAAGUGCCCCAACCCCAAGUGUGCCGGCGUCUACUUUGACUCAUGUGUGCGCCAGAUCAAAUUUGUAGACUUCUGCGGAAAGUACCGGCUGCCCCUCAUGCACUACCUGUGCUCCCCAGAGUGCACCUCUCCCUGCAGCUCCAACCCCCAGAGUGACGCAGAGUCUGAGGAUGAGAGUAGCGUGCCCGCAUACCGCCUGCAGAGGGUGCUUCUGGGAUAGUACAACACGGAGGAGCCUGUGACCCUCUGGAGAAGCCUCGUCAGUGUGUCACUGUUUUUAGCAUUUAUACAGAGAUGAACUUGGCUUUCAGACUUGACCACACACAAACACACAUACAUCUCUCACACACACAGUGAUAGUGUUUAACAGUCAGCCUCCUACUGGUGUCCUGAAAAGACUUCUACUCCAUUUAAUGGAACUUUUCAGACAGGAAUCUGUUCCCUUUCUAACAUUGCAUAAUAUGAGUCAACAAAACUACAUAGUUCCCAUGCAGCCAUGCAAAUCCACAGUAUGUCAGUCGUGACUCCAUCAAAGUGCUGGUCUCAUGGUCGAGCAUGGGAGGGCAGUAAAACUCAGUGAAGGCUGAAGGAGCGGCAGGGUUCUUUGCCCUUUCAGGGCAGCAUAACUUUCAUAUGACACUUGGUGCUUUUUUUUGUAGCAACAGCACAUUAUUCUGCAUUUUCUGAAAGUUUUGACAUGACUUGUUUGACAUAUUUUGUUGUCAAGCUACUGCUCACACACGGCCAGCUUUUGUUUAAAUUUCUCAUGCCAAGUGAGCAUCAAAGCUGCUAUGCCAAUAAGGAAAACAGUCUAGGACUUUAUAAAACGUCCGCAGAAACUACAGUACACUAAACUGAUUGAGUAUGAUGAGUGAGAUGGCCUUAUAUGCACUGUGUGUGGUCCUGUUGGGUAAAGUUUUGUGCAAGUACACUGUCCCACACAGUAGUAAAAGAUCAAGGCUUAUCUGUUUUUGUAAGAGAGGUCCAGCUGCAGAGCUCCAGGCUCGGGCCCACUUCCUCCAUCGGAUCUUUUCCAGCCCUAGGCGUGGAGAAGGAAGUCUGAAAUCAUGUAUGCCUACCAGAGACAGUCUUCAGGAUAUGAUAGCAUGUGUUCAUUAGUUUGAAUAAGACACACACACUUAACAAUACAGCCUAAUAUUUAGUUAUUAAACUAUAACUUUAAAAGUUAGAUAAUAAAACGUUAAGCAACAAAUACUAACCUUAUGAGUUGCUAUCAUUUGCUAGCUAUGUUAAUGUUGUUAGCAAAGUAGCGGCAGCUGAAACAGACUUAAUACAAUGUAUUAAAUAUAUGCUAUGUAAGGUAUUAUACUUAUUAACAGAACACUGCAAUAUAAUACAGUGGCAUGUAAACAUUAUUUACUGAUAAGGAAGCGCAAUAAACAAACAUGAUUUUCCACCAUGGGUCCGGGCAAUGUAGAUGGUCCCAGCACUGGAGGUGGGCCUGAGCCUGGAGCUCUGCAGUGGGACACUAUCGGUUUUUGUCAGCAGCAUAGUCACUGCACAUC
Epinephelus fuscoguttatus (brown-marbled grouper) is the source of this 2643-nucleotide messenger RNA. It is a transcript of the gene lrrc58b, whose product is annotated as leucine rich repeat containing 58b. The record is from RefSeq and is a predicted model, not a curated record. Gene Ontology annotation, molecular function: protein binding. The transcript has 4 exons. Bases 279 to 1337 code for a protein of 352 amino acids. Lineage: Eukaryota; Metazoa; Chordata; Actinopteri; Perciformes; Serranidae.